AUGGCUGACAAACAAGCACCAUCUAAUACAGAACUAGGCGAUUCGUUUGUGGUCGUAGACACUCCAGCUGAGGAUGUGGCUUUUGCUCCUGAGGAAUUCUGGUGCACUGGUUGCUCGGUUGCUGGCCUCGACGGCAAUAGCCUGGCACGCCACCUGGUUGAAUUGUGCGGCCGGGAGACGGUGACUCGACAGCCGGAUGCUCAAUUGGUAGCUGCUCGCAGGGCUGCGGAUGAGGCUGAAGCCGCCGCCUUAGCUGAAGCAGAAGCUUUGGCUGCUACUAGCAUCCAUGGCUUAGAGGCAGUGACAGUGGAUACUGGACACCUGGUACUUAGUCGCGAGGAGCAAGAGGCUAUGGUAUUAACUGGGCAGGAGCACCAUAUCCUCACGCAUGAGGCUCUUAUGGCCGCUGUUGAAGAGCAAGAGGGUCAGGCUGUACAUCCAGAACAUCAGGCAUGUUUUUCUUUCAUUAUUUAUCAUAAAAAUUAUUUAUCAUUUAAAUGA
Molecule: messenger RNA, 501 nt
Organism: Protopolystoma xenopodis
Lineage: Eukaryota; Metazoa; Platyhelminthes; Monogenea; Polystomatidea; Polystomatidae
Source: the annotation of a GenBank genome assembly